This is a messenger RNA of Macroventuria anomochaeta, 4017 nucleotides long. RefSeq lists its product as uncharacterized. Gene Ontology annotation, biological process: intracellular sterol transport. Gene Ontology annotation, molecular function: sterol binding; sterol transfer activity. Gene Ontology annotation, cellular component: endoplasmic reticulum-plasma membrane contact site; cortical endoplasmic reticulum; plasma membrane. The transcript is spliced from 3 exons. The coding region runs from base 161 to 3877 and encodes 1238 amino acids. The record is from RefSeq and is a predicted model, not a curated record. Lineage: Eukaryota; Fungi; Ascomycota; Dothideomycetes; Pleosporales; Didymellaceae.
GACGUUGCCAUAGCACACUGCAGCGACGAGCGACUCCCGCGGCCCUACGAAACGCUCACUCUACUAAUCGCUCACCCACACCCCCGCAGACACGUCGAAUGCAGGUCUGAGGCCCACCCACCAGCAAGUCAGCCUCACCGAAGGGAACACAACACCCGACAUGGCGACCGCUGGGCGCAGGAGGAGCAUCACGUCGUCGCUGGGGCGCUCGAGUCGCGACCGGUCGCUGGCUGCACCGGCGGACAAGGCCUUGUCGAAGAGCGCCAGCGCCUCUGCAUUGUCCGUUGGCAGCGACGGGCCUGUCGACGCCCACGACGGCGCCCUCGACAGACUGAGGAGCCGCCAUUCAGACGACGGGCGAAGCGACAGCUCGUCGAACAACAACCACCACCGCCGCCUGUCGGGCCUGUUCAAGCGCAAGAAGCGCAGCAAGGACAGCAGCAGAGACGACCUCUCGCAGAUGGAUCCAGCGGAGACCGCAGCAGCACUCCCCGCUGACAUCAGACGCCCGAGCGCAGAGCCGCUGAACCACAGCGACGACUCCCUGGGUCUGCACAAGAGCGUCGCCAGCAGCCUGCUCACCGAGGACUCCGACUCGGAGACUGCCUCACCAGUACGCCGGCCUGGCAUAUCACCGCACAACUCACACGCCGGACUGCUUACACUGUCCUCUCCCCUGAUCACCUCCGAAACCGUCGGCUCCGUCGACUCGGCCACUACAACCGCCGAUGCCACCCUCGUCGACUCGCUGACGUCCACCAAAGAAGGCUCCGUGAGAACCGCCAACACGAUUGACAUCACGUCGGACAGGCGUGGAGUGUCGCCAGUCGGCAAGCUGAAGGAGGCCUUCAAUCCCACUCGGCGUGCCGCCUCUCCUAAGCCGGGAGGCGACGCAGACGGCGCGAAGUCAGCCACAAGCGUGGGAGGACUAGGCUCGCUGUUUGGAGGGAAAAAGCGGGAGCAGAGGGUCCUGGACGAUCCCAUCGUGGCUUCACCACCGCAGAUCCACACAGGAUCCGAGACGCAGUCCACAGCUUCUCUGCGCUCGACGGGUCCUAAGCGGAUCAUCACCCAGAUUCCUGCAACCCCACCGAACGCGGUCGACGCCCCCACCACCUUCGUUACCCCGCCCACGCCCAUAGAUGGGUCUGCACCGUCGCCAACCGAAUCUACUCACUCGAAGAACGGCACAAAGCAUAGCCCUUCGCAGUCGAACCCCAACGUAGUGGUCUCCUCUUCGGGGAACAUGAUAUCGCACAGACGCGUGCGCUCAGCAUCAAACGCCCCCAGCAAGCUCUCCAACUACAUCUCAGCACCACUCACACCGCACCCCGAGGAAGCAAAGACGCCUGGCGGCACCGCUGUACUCAACUCGCCCAGUACCGGGUUCUUCUCCUCUGUAUUCUCGGCCGCACAGAACGCUGCAAAUCAGUUCAGCAACACAAUCACACAAAACACUGCGCCGAAGAACAAGGCGGACAAACAACAGCAGAAGGAAGCUGACAAAGCUGAGGACGGCGGAGAGGAAGUCAUUGGACCUGCGAACGUCGAGCCAACAACAGAAGGAUCGGAGAAGCCCCGGCCAGCGAUCGAAACACUUGGGUCUGGAAACCUCAGUUUGGCACAUCUGGGCAUAGCAGAAAGCAACGAAGUCAGCCCCAUGUCUUCUGCGACAAACGUCACCAUGAAGGCUGACGAGGCAUCUGCAAAGGUCGAGGACGCCGCGGCUGCAGAGGCCGUGUCAGCGGCUUACGCGGCAAAGCCACCAUCAAUCAGCAGUGAACGUCCACGCUCGCUCACUGUUGACUCUGGAGGACCAGGAGGACCAGGGGCAGCUUCACCUAAGAGGGAUGGCGACAUCACAGAUUCUCCCGCUCCCGGUUCCGUUCAGAGGCAAGGCAGCAUUCGUAGCCGCAUCAGUGGUGGAAGAAGAAGACGGCAUAGGGGCAGCUCAGCCGCCACUGGCAAUACCAUUGCUGCUGCGAUUGGAGCUAGCACAUCUACUUUGGCCCCUGCUGCUGCGCUGCAAGGCCACCGGUUGAACGGGACUGGCUUUGCUGUGGCACCGCCGAAGCGCAACAAGGACUUCCACAAUCUCUUCAAGAGCGUACCCGAAGACGACUAUUUGAUCGAAGACUACAGCGCAGCACUACAGAAGGAGAUCCUGCUACACGGUCGACUAUACGUUUCGGAAGGCCACCUCUGCUUCUCCAGCAACAUUCUAGGUUGGGUCACUAACCUUGUCAUCAGCUUUGACGAAGUUGUGUCUGUCGAGAAGAAGUCGACUGCAGUACUGUUCCCGAACGCCAUUGUCAUCCAGACGCUCCAUGCUCGGAACGUUUUUGCAUCCUUCUUGACUCGAGACUCUACCUACGAUCUUAUCAUCGGUAUCUGGAAGAUCUCGCACCCGAACCUCAAGUCCUCGUUGAAUGGCGUAACAAUCGACGGGUCCGCCGGCACUGGCGACAAAACCGAAAAGGCCGAGUCGAUUGGCAGCGAUGUUGGUUCUAGCGAAUCUGACGACGAAGUCUACGAUGAAGAUGCGGAUGAAGAUGACGGAAUCGGCAGCUUUACUGAAGCUGGCGAAGGCAGUGUGGCCGGAAGCGAUCUUGGCUCCGUAGCGGGCGACGCACCAGCAACUCGUAAGGUCAGCGCUGCCGUCUCGCAAGCUGUUGGGAGUGGCGGCCAAACGGUCGAAGCAGCGAAGGCUGCCACUAGCGGUGCUGCGGCAACGAACGACUUCCCUGGCUCUGCAACGCAUGGUCCCACAGAGUGUGCCGACAACGACAAACACUACGACAAGCUCCUGAUCGACACGACUAUCCCAGCACCCUUGGGCAAAGUCUACAGCCUGAUGUUUGGCCCUGCUGCUGACGCAUUCAUGCGGAAGUGGCUGAUUGAGGAUCAGAAGUCAACCGAUCUGCAGAUGGAGCAUGACAAGGAUGGUCUGGGCGAGAAGAAGACGUCGUUCAAUUACUCGUACAUCAAGCCUCUUUCCGCACCGGUCGGGCCCAGGCAGACAAAGUGUAACAUCGAGAUGACACUCGAACAGUAUGACCUUGAGAGGGCUGUCAGCGUGAACUGCAGCACGCAAACACCUGACGUACCGAGCGGGAACAUCUUCCUUACAAAGACAAGGUACUGCUUGAUGUGGGGACCGGGCAACAGCACGCGGUUGAUCAUGACCUUUACCGUUGAAUGGAGCGGCAAGAGCUGGCUGAAGGGACCUAUCGAGAAGGGCGCCAACGAUGGUCAAAUGUCGUACGCAACCUCCCUGACAGCCGCACUUCGUACCGCCGUAGCCGCCAAAAUCAGCGCUGGGCCGAAGACCCCAGGCCGCAACGGAAAGUCUAAGAAGCGUUCCAAGACCGCAGCCCUGGAAGAAGCACCCGUCAUCGCCGCACCCGCCGCGCCACAACCGAAGCAGAGCAACUGGGGUCCGCUUGAACCUAUCCGCCUCAUCGUCCCGUUCUCGGAUACGAUCGAGUCCCUGUUCACACCCCAGAUCAUCAUCACCAUGCUUGGGGCUCUGCUGAUAUACUCCUGGUUCUUCCGCAGCGCUGCAACAGGCGUAUCCGGACCGAAUCAAUGGAGCACGAGCCAACGACAGGUCGCGUACGAAGAGAUCUGGCGGCACGAAGAAAGCGAGCUGUGGAAGUGGCUCGAGGACCGUGUAGCCAUCGACCGGGUGCAACACGAAGCUGGCAGCAAGUUCACACCUGACGACCAACAACGCGUUCAACCCAAGAACAUGAAAGAGCGGGAGAUGGACGAAGCAAUACGGGUCACAGAGCAGAGACUCGCUGAGCUGAAAGGGUCGGUUGAGAAGGAGAGGCAGAGAAGUAGGACGAAGAGCCCGAAGGAAAAGGCGACGUAGAGCUCGCUCAAAAGAAAGAGUCGUCUUAAGAGAUGUUGUACAUUACGCAUGGCGAUGGCGUUUCAUUGCAUCGUUUCGUUUGUUGUUUUCCAGUGUUUUGGAUUGCAGUCUUUUUUUCCUUUUUUUUUUUUUUUUUUUUU